GGCCAUGGAGAGCCUGGCGGGCUACGUGUACAAGGCGGCCAGCGAGGGCCGGGUGCUGACCUUGGCCGCCCUGCUGCUCAACCGCUCCGAGGGCGACAUCCGCUACCUGCUCAGCUUCGUCACCCACCAGGGCGGGCAGCGCUCCACGCCCCUCAUCAUCGCCGCCCGCAACGGCCACGCCAAGGUCGUCCGCCUCCUCCUCGAGCACUACCGCGUGCAGACCCAGCAGACCGGCACCGUCCGCUUCGACGGGUACGUCAUCGAUGGCGCCACAGCACUGUGGUGCGCGGCUGGGGCUGGCCACUUCGAAGUCGUCAAGCUGCUGGUGAGCCACGGGGCUAACGUCAACCACACGACGGUGACCAACUCGACGCCCCUGCGGGCCGCGUGUUUCGACGGGAGGCUCGACAUCGUCAAGUACCUGGUGGAGAACAAUGCCAACAUCAGCAUCGCCAACAAGUACGACAACACUUGCCUUAUGAUCGCGGCCUACAAGGGCCACGUGGAUGUCGUACGCUACCUUCUGGAGCAGCAUGCCGACCCCAACGCCAAAGCCCACUGCGGCGCCACAGCUUUGCACUUUGCGGCGGAAGCCGGGCACCUGGAGAUCGUCCGCGAGCUGGUGAAGUGGAAGUCCGCCAUGAUGGUGAACGGGCACGGCAUGACGCCGUUGAAAGUGGCCGCAGAGAGCUGCAAAGCCGAUGUCGUGGAGCUGCUGCUGGCGCACGCCGACUGCGACCGCAAGAGCCGGAUCGAAGCGCUGGAGCUCUUGGGCGCCUCGUUCGCCAAUGACCGGGAAAAUUACGACAUCAUGAAGACCUAUCAUUAUUUAUAUUUAGCCAUGCUCGAGCGGUACAGGGACAGCGAGAACAUCAUAGAGAAGGAGAUCCUGCCUCAGAUCGAAGCCUAUGGCAACAGGACUGAAUGCCGGACUCCUCAGGAACUGGAAGCCAUUCGGCAGGACCGAGACUCCCUACACAUGGAGGGCCUCAUUGUCCGAGAGCGGAUUUUGGGUUCGGACAAUAUUGACGUCUCGCACCCCAUCAUUUACCGCGGUGCCGUUUAUGCGGACAACAUGCAAUUUGAACAGUGUAUCAAACUCUGGCUUCACGCCCUGCAUUUGCGGCAGAAAGGCAAUAGGAAUACCCACAAGGACCUGCUCCGUUUUGCUCAAGUCUUCUCUCAGAUGAUACACUUGAACGAGCCGGUGAAAGCCAAGGACAUUGAGAGCGUCUUGAGGUGCAGCGUCCUGGAGAUCGAGCAGGGGAUGGCCAGGGUCAAAAGCUCUCAGGAUUCCGAGCUCCACACGGCUCUGGACAACUACGAAUGCAAUAUCUUCACCUUCCUUUACUUGGUGUGCAUCUCCUCCAAGACCCAGUGCCGGGACGAGGAGCAGUCCCGGAUCAACAAGCAGAUCUAUAACUUGAUCCACCUGGACCCGAGGACGCGGGACGGGUCCAGCCUGCUGCACCACGCGGUCAACUCUGGCACGCCGGUGGACGACUUCCACACCAACGACGUCUGCAGCUUCCCCAACGCGCUGGUCACCAAGCUCCUCUUGGACUGCGGCGCUGACGUCAACGCCGUGGACCACGAGGGGAACACCUCCCUGCACCUCAUCGUCCAGUACAACCGGCCCAUCAGCGACUUUUUGACGCUGCACUCCAUCAUCAUCAGCUUGGUGGAGGCGGGGGCGCACACGGACAUGACGAACAAGCAGAAGAAGACGCCCCUGGACAAAAGCACCACCGGGGUGUCCGAGAUCCUCCUGAAAACUCAGAUGAAGCUGAGUCUGAAGUGCCUGGCCGCUCGAGCAGUGAGGGUGUACCGCAUCAGCUAUCACAACCAGAUCCCCAGAACACUGGAAGAGUUUGUAGAGUUCCACUAAGCCACCCCCUAGACGGAGGUGCCUCCCCCCCCUCCUGCCCUGGCCAAGGGUCAGACUCUAGUUAAUAAAACACCAGGCAGAGCUUUUGAAUUCCUUUUUCUCCUCCCUUCUUUCAUCUACAGUCGGUAUCUCAGCACACACACCCUUUCUCUCUCUCUCACACACACACACUUACUUGUGCAUCAGUCUCACAAGCUGACUCACUUGCUUUAAUUUGGAAACUUGUCACCAGCUUCCAAAAAUCCAAUUUGGGCAAACUCCUAAUCAGAAUGGGAGUAAACUAUUUUGAUCCUGCGAUGCGCAAGGGUUUUUGCUGUGGAAGGCUGAGAAGGCCUUUGAGCAGCUCCCCGCAAAAAGAUAUUUGCGUUCAGCCUUUGUGUUCACCUCUGCAGCUGUAGGGAGAACAGGGAGGGAGGAGUGAAAAGAGAAUUCAGGAGGGAUCCAAUUGCUGGGCUCUCAGUCCAGGGGAGUUUUAUUCCUCACCAGCCUGUUUUUAAUGCCUUUCUGUUCCCACUGAAAGUGUCGGUAAUUUUUUUUUUUUAAAAAAGCAAUUUCUGUGUGAAAUGAAAAGUCACGUUGAACACUUCCUGCAAGCAAAGGAAGAAGAUGCUGGAUGAAACUCAGGUGUGUGAACGGGUUCAUUCGACUAUAUUGGGUAGGGGGAAAAAACAGGCAAACCUGCUCUCUUUUUAUUUAAGUUCCUUUUUAGAAAGCAUCAAGCAUGGAUGCCCCCAUCUUUGUUCUGGAGAAUGCAAAGCAUUUUGAUUGCUAGGUCUAAAACUCACAUCUGAAAUGUUACCUGCUGUGUUUUCCUGGUAUCUUCCAAUCAGUUGCUCUACAAGGAUCUUUUCGAAGGAUCGUUUCUUUUAGAUAUAUAUAUAUAAUGUCGAACCAUUGGCGGGAAGACUCAGGGAGGAAGAAAGAGCUGCUUUUCUUUUUUUUUUUGCAGUGCCCGAUCCCAAGAGUAGAUUUUUUCCCUUUUCGUUCCUUUUCAUUAUGGAAUUUUGCAGGAAAAUUGGUCUUCCCCCACCCUCCCCUCACCUCCAUCACAACAAAAGCCCCGAUCAUCUUCUGUGAAGGUUGAUUUGUUUUUUAAAAGAUCAUUAUCAGUACCGAGACUGGAGAAUGUUUGUGGCUUGCGAGCAGCAUCUCUCCUCGCCAGAAACUUCGGCAGCUGAAUGUCAAUUUUUGAUAGGUUACAAAAAUUGCACUCUUGCCCUCCCCUCCCGCCCGUUUUGGAUGCCACUUUUUAACUGUCGAGAUGGAGAAAGAAUGUUCCACAGUCCUAUUUUUGGAAACGGAUCAGAGGGUUCUAAAAAAAAAGGAGGUUCUGGUCCCAGACACGUUUGUUUGUAUUACAAAUAAAACCUUGAAUGUGAAA
Molecule: messenger RNA, 3269 nt
Organism: Heteronotia binoei (common prickly gecko)
Lineage: Eukaryota; Metazoa; Chordata; Lepidosauria; Squamata; Gekkonidae
Gene: FEM1B
Product: fem-1 homolog B
Exons: 2
Coding region: 5-1888 (627 amino acids)
Molecular function (GO): protein binding
Source: RefSeq, a predicted model, not a curated record